This is a messenger RNA of Lacerta agilis (Sand lizard), 1796 nucleotides long. RefSeq names its product mitochondrial rRNA methyltransferase 3 (gene MRM3). Gene Ontology annotation, biological process: RNA processing. The record is from RefSeq and is a predicted model, not a curated record. The coding region runs from base 82 to 1335 and encodes 417 amino acids. The transcript is spliced from 4 exons. Gene Ontology annotation, molecular function: RNA methyltransferase activity; RNA binding. Lineage: Eukaryota; Metazoa; Chordata; Lepidosauria; Squamata; Lacertidae.
ACGCUGUUGCCAUUAGUAACGGAGAUCUCGCGAUAGUCUGAGAAGGGGAAAUCCCGAUCGACGCCCGCGCCAGUAACCAAUAUGUCGGCCUUCAUGAGGGGAGCGCGAGCCCCCUUCUUGCUGCUCAGGCCGGCCUUGUGCAGCGCGGCCAGCCGGCGAGGGGUCCGCGCGCUGAAGAGGAGCCCCGUCCGCGUGCUGCCCUCCGUCGCGCAGGCGCGGGAGGAGCAGCGACGGGUCGUCCCCGGCCCUCCUCAGCCCAAGGCCGGACCUUCGAAGAAGCCUCGAGACCAGGCCGGCUCGGAGAGCAAGGCCCCAAAGGCAGCGGCCGCGAAGGAGGAGAAGGGGCCGAAACGCAAAGAAGCGGAACUUCGCUUCGAGAAGGCGCAAUCCGGAGACAAGAGACUUAGCAAAGUGGUGACGCUUGCCAAGUCUAGGUCGUUUCGCGAGAGACAUGGGAAGAUCCUGCUGGAGGGCAGGCGACUAAUCACCGAUGCGCUGGCAGCUGGCGCCGUUCCCCAGACACUCUUCUUCAGCACCAUAGAGCAUCUGAAGGAGCUGCCAGUGGACAAGCUGAAAGGCGCCAGCCUUGUCAAGGUGAAGUAUGAAGACCUCAAGACCUGGUCUGAUGUCAUCACAUCUCAGGGUCUGAUUGGAAUCUUCUCCAGACCAGACCACGCCAAAAUGGCAUAUCCAGAAGUCCAGCGAGAACAUGUGCUGCCCCUCUCGCUGAUCUGUGACAACAUCCGUGACCCAGGGAACAUGGGCACCCUCCUGAGGUCAGCAGCUGGAGCAGGGUGCAGCAGGGUGCUGCUUCUUAAAGGCUGCGUCGACGCCUGGGAGCCCAAAGUCCUCCGGGCAGGGAUGGGAGCCCACUUCCGCCUCUCCAUCCUUUCCGACCUGGAGUGGGGGGUCCUGCCAAGCUACCUCCUCCCCGACAGCUGUGUGCACGUGGCCGACUGCUCCCAGCCACAGGCCACACCGGCAGUGGCAGAGAAUGCCACGAGCCAUGGCUGGGUCUCCCGGCCCUACAACAUGAAAGGGAAGCCAGCUCUGCAGGACUGGGACCCUGAUUUGGACGGCAGCGGAGACGAGGGGGAAGAACCGGCCCAGCUGGAAGUCCAGCCUUACUCCGAGCCCUGGAUGGAGGGUCCCGCGACGGCGGUGGUGAUCGGUGGGGAGACCCACGGCGUGAGCACGGAAGCCAGGCAGCUGGCCGAGAGCACCGGGGGGAAGCGGCUGGUCAUCCCGGUGGUCCCUGGCGUGGACAGCUUGAACUGUGCCAUGGCUGCCAGCAUCCUCCUCUUCGAGGGAAAGAGGCAGAUGAACCUGUCAUAGGCAGGGGGAAACCCCGUUUCCAGGAUCUGGCAGAACUGUUGAGGAACAGAUACCAGAGUCUUGCCUGUGGGGGUGUUCAGAGAAACAAACAUUGCCCUUUUUGGUUUUGGCCCCUCCAUCUCAGAAAGCCCCUUCAGGACCACUCCGGCUUCUCUCUGACUUGGUGGCACCGCACUCUCAGUGCAGCCCUGUUGCCGAAGAGAACUGAAAUGAACAGGGAGGGGAGGGGGCAUGUGUCUCUUAAGAGACUAUAGUUUACAAAGGGCUGUUUGCCAAGAAUGGCUCUCUGGGGGAGGCAAGUGAGAUUGCAAGAAAGCUCCGCAGAAACAUUCAACCCCAUUUUUACACUUUUUCUGCUUCAGUUGGUUGUUUUCCCACAUUGCAUCACUGGGGCUUAUGGAGGCAUAUGUACGUGGAGUGCCUGUGCAUUUGAAUUCCUUCCACCCCUGGGUAGGAAAACA